This is a messenger RNA of Acanthosepion pharaonis, 825 nucleotides long. The record is from the annotation of a GenBank genome assembly. Lineage: Eukaryota; Metazoa; Mollusca; Cephalopoda; Sepiida; Sepiidae.
AUGAGCGCGUUCACGAUUCCAAGUAGUCUCAUAAGAUCAGCGCGUUCACGAUUCCUUAGUGUCUCCAAAAACACAAAAUUCAUGAUUCCAAGUGUCUCACGGCCACAGCGCGUUCACGAUUCCAAGUGUCUCACGGCCACAGCGCGUUCACGAUUCCAAGUGUCUCACGGCCACAGCGCGUUCACGAUUCCAAGUGUCUCACAUUGCCACAGCGAAAUCACGAUUCCAAGUGUCUCAGGGCCACAGCGCGUUCAUCAUUCCAAGUGUCUCCACGGCCACGAGCGCGUUCACGAUUCAAGUGUCUCACGGCCACAGCGCGUUCACGAUUCCAAGUCGCGUUCACGAUUCCAAAAGUCUCACGGCCACAGCGCGUUCACGAUUCCAAGUGUCUCGGCCACAGCGCGUUCACGAUUCAAACGUGUCUCACGGCCAAUCGAACGCGUUCACGAUUCCAAAUUGUCUCACGGCCACAGCGCGUUCACGAUUCAAAUUUCUCACGGCCCAGCGAAUUUCCGAUUCAAGUGUCUCAAUUUCACAGCGAGUUCUAAACGAAAAAAAUUCAAGUCUCUCACAUAUACAGCGCGUUCACGAUUCCAAGUGUCUCACGGCCACAGCGCGUUCACGAUUCCAAGUGUCUCACGGCCACAGCGCGUUCACGAUUCAAGUGUCUCCAUUAUUAAACAGCGCGUUCACGAUUCCGUGUCUCACGGCCACAGCGCGUUCACGAUUCCAAGUGUCUCACGGCCACAACGCGUUCACGAUUCCAAAUGUUCACGGUUGGAGCGCGUUCACGAUUCCAAGUUCAAUCUCACGGCCCAUCAAUGA